UACCCUUCGUUCCUUCUGUUCCUCUCCUCACAGCGAUCCCUCUCUUCUUCCAUCUAUGCACACUCAUUCUUCUUCCUUCAUCCAAUCCUCCAUGUUUCACAAACUUCUCUUUCUUCAAUGAUGGGUCUCUCAGAUCCAUUAAUUUGAGUAGUUGCGAAGGAAAAGAUUACGACCAUGCAGAUUCAUUACCAUUGGUUUGAUUCCGAGGCUAAAUACGGUUGUUAUCUAAUUGUAUAUCCAGUCCCGAUUGCAAUCGAUAAGCCACUUACAAGGUGUUAUCUGCUUGCUGAACUUGGGGGUUUGGUCUGAGUGAAUAGAUUAGUUGGUCACGAGUUUACAAGAUGCCAUAUUAUAUACAGAGACUUUAUAGGCUAUGCAACGCAUCAUUUUCACCUGAUGGACCUGUGUCAGAAGAAGCCAUUGAGAGAGUUCGUGAGAAGUUAGACAGAAUCAGGCCAUCGGAUGUAGGUCUUGAACAAGAGGCACAAGUGGUUCGAAAUUGGUCUGGUCCAAUGCUUGAACGUAAUGGGAACCAUCAAUCUUUGCCACCUAUCAAAUAUUUGCAUUUGCAUGAAUGUGACUCGUUCUCUAUAGGAAUUUUUUGCAUGCCCCCGUCAUCUAUCAUUCCUCUCCAUAAUCAUCCUGGAAUGACAGUGUUGAGCAAGCUCUUAUAUGGUUCAAUGUAUGUGAAAUCCUACGAUUGGAUUGAUGCACCUGGCUCCACUGGACCAUCUGAAGCUAGACCUGCAAAACUCGUCAAAGAUACUGAGAUGACAGCGCCGAGUCCCACAACAAUUCUUUAUCCUACCAGUGGAGGAAACAUCCAUUGUUUUAGAGCUAUAACUCCUUGUGCAAUCUUUGACAUAUUGUCUCCCCCUUACUCUUCAGAGAAUGGAAGACACUGCACUUACUUCCGGCGAUCCCCACGGAAAGAUCUUCCAGUUAAUGUUCAGUUGAACGGCGUAACGGUUUCAGAAGUGACUUGGUUGGAAGAGUUUCAACCUCCUGAUGACUUUGUGAUGCGGAGAGGGCUGUACAGAGGUCCAGUUAUUAGAACUACUUGAAAAUUUUCUUGUUUGCUGUGUUUUACACCCAAAAGAAAUUGGCUUCUUAUCUUUAGGUUAUAACAAAGGGGACCAUGAAAUGUGCAAUAAUUAUAUUCUUUGGCUAUGUUGGUUAGGCAUUGGAGUAUGUACAUAAUAAUGCACUAAUGUAAUCUAUUUACAGAUCUCAGCUUAAUCCAGUAGAAUAGUUACUACUUGUCACUGCC
Molecule: messenger RNA, 1270 nt
Organism: Abrus precatorius (Indian licorice)
Lineage: Eukaryota; Viridiplantae; Streptophyta; Magnoliopsida; Fabales; Fabaceae
Product: plant cysteine oxidase 4
Exons: 6
Coding region: 342-1064 (240 amino acids)
Molecular function (GO): oxidoreductase activity, acting on single donors with incorporation of molecular oxygen, incorporation of two atoms of oxygen
Source: RefSeq, a predicted model, not a curated record